Messenger RNA from Zasmidium cellare ATCC 36951, 1083 nucleotides. RefSeq lists its product as uncharacterized. Gene Ontology annotation, cellular component: mitochondrion. Bases 1 to 1083 code for a protein of 360 amino acids. The transcript is spliced from 4 exons. Gene Ontology annotation, molecular function: oxidoreductase activity. The record is from RefSeq and is a predicted model, not a curated record. Lineage: Eukaryota; Fungi; Ascomycota; Dothideomycetes; Mycosphaerellales; Mycosphaerellaceae.
AUGCUCGCCAUCACGAGUCCGACGUACUCCGAUCCUUCUGGCUACGAACUCUCAGAGAUUCCAUUACCGAAGAUCACGGAGCCAGAUGAGGUUAUCAUACGAGUCCAUGCGGCGAGUAUCAAUCCUGUCGAUGUAAAGAUAGCUUCUGGGGCGUUUAAGCAAGCGGGUUUGCUGGAGGCAUUCCCCAUUAGACUCGGCUAUGACUGUGCGGGCGUUGUGACUGAAGUAGGCAAAGAUGUGAGAGAUCUGAAGGUUGGAGAUAAAGUCUGGUCACGAUUACCAGAGUCGACGAAAGGCUCCUGGUCCGAAUACGCCAAAGCCACUCCCUCGCAUAUCUCCCUCAUGCCCACCAACCUCUCCUUCGCCGAAGCCGCAUCCCUGCCCCUCGCAGCCAUCACCGCCGUGCAAGCACUACGGAAGUACGAGGGUGAUCUCGCGGGCAAGACGGUUUUCGUGCCGGCGGGCUUGGGCGGGACGGGGGCGUUUGCGUGUCAGUUGGCGAAGAAUGUUUUCAAGGCUGGGAAGGUUAUUACGACAGUUAGUACGGCGAAGGUGGGGAGGGUGGCGGAGUUGUUGGGGGAGGGGGUUGUUGAUCAGAUCAUCGACUAUACCAAAGAAGACCCCACGACCAUCAUCCCCCGCGGCUCCAUCGACUUCCUCCUCGACACCAUGGGUCAGGCACUUUCAUACCUCUCCCUCAUGACCCCCCACACCUCCACCAUAAUGUCCAUCUCGACAACCCCCUCCGGAACCCAACUCCAGUCCUCCUCCUUCUUCUCCCGACCCUCCAACCCCAAAAUCCCCUGGCUCGUCAAGACCUUCCUGGACGGCGCGGACUACGUGCGGAAGUUGCGGGCGCGGAGGUGGGGGGUCAGGUAUGAGUAUAUGUUUCUGGAGAGUGGGAGGGGGGAGUUGGAUGCGUUGAGGGGGUUUGUGGAGGAGGGGAGGUUGAGGGCUGUGGUGGGGAGUAGGGUGGCUUUGAGGGAUGCCGGGGCGGUGAGGGAGGCUUGUGGGCGGGUUUAUCAGGGGAAGGGUGGGGUGGGGAAGACGGUUUUUGAGGUUGUUGGGGAGGGGGAGGGGUGA